This is a messenger RNA of Colletotrichum aenigma, 1164 nucleotides long. RefSeq names its product Vacuolar cation-chloride cotransporter 1. The coding region runs from base 1 to 1164 and encodes 387 amino acids. Gene Ontology annotation, molecular function: potassium:chloride symporter activity. Lineage: Eukaryota; Fungi; Ascomycota; Sordariomycetes; Glomerellales; Glomerellaceae. Gene Ontology annotation, cellular component: membrane. The transcript has 2 exons. The record is from RefSeq and is a predicted model, not a curated record. Gene Ontology annotation, biological process: potassium ion import across plasma membrane; chloride transmembrane transport; chloride ion homeostasis.
AUGGAGCAAGCCAGCAAGAGCCCCAAGCUGGGCGUAGUUUCCGGCGUCUACAUCCCCGUCUGUCUCAACAUUUUCAGCAUCCUGAUGUUUCUGAGAUUUGGAUGGAUCCUUGGCCAAGUAGGGCUUUUGGGCAUGCUUGGAUUGCUGGUCACCGCCUAUAUGGUGGACUUUCUGACAACACUGUCCCUCUCUGCGAUAGCUUCAAAUGGCGAGGUGAAGGGUGGAGGUGCCUACUACGUGAUCUCGAGGUCUCUUGGUCCCGAGUUCGGCGGUUCCAUUGGCGUGUUGUUCUAUCUUGCCCAAGUCUUCAACACCGCCCUCAAUGUCGUUGGUCUAAUUGACUGCAUCAAAUUGAACGCGGGAGAUUUGUUCCCCCAAGGUUUUUGGGCAACAUACUUGCUCCAGACACUGGCACUUCUGCUGUGUGCUGCGCUGGGCCUGGCUGGAAGUGGCAUUUUUGCUAAGGCCAGCAAUGCACUUCUAGUCAUUCUGUCUCUUGCCAUCAUAAGCAUCCCGAUAUCUGCCAUGUUCAAGGCUCCUUUCAGAGAUGACGAUCUGGGAGUCCGGUUCACUGGGUUCAGCCUCGAGACAUUGGUGGACAAUUUUGCCCCUCACACAAAGAGCGACUCCUAUAAUGGCCUCGAGACGUUCCGGGAGCUCUUUGCCAUUCUGUUCCCAGCGACUUCCGGGAUCUUUGCGGGAGCUUCAAUGUCUGGAGAUCUGCAAAAUCCCAGCAAAGACAUUCCCAAAGGAACACUCUGGGCAAUGAUGACUACGUUCAUUGCGUAUUUGGUCGUAGUUUUUUCCAUGGCUGCCACCACGACGCAUAACUCGUUUCUUAACAACACCAACAUCAUCUCUGUUACCAGCCUGUCGAUGCCCUUGAUUCUUGCAGGAGAGUGCGCCGUCACCUUCUUCUCCGCUGUCAUGGGACUUGUAGGUGCGGCGAAGCUGAUGCAGGCUUUGGCGAGGGAUAAGCUGUUACCGGGUUUAAUACCGUUUAGCCAAGGGACGAAGAAGGCCGAUGAACCGAUCUACGCGAUUCUCUUGACGUACGGUCUUGCUCAGGUUUCCAUGCUCGCCAACCUCAACCAGAUUGCGACUCUUAUUUCUAUGGGUUAUCAGGCGAGUGCUACACCCCGCCUCUCACUGGUCCAUAGCUAA